This is a messenger RNA of Acanthisitta chloris (rifleman), 837 nucleotides long. RefSeq names its product component of oligomeric golgi complex 8 (gene COG8). Gene Ontology annotation, biological process: intra-Golgi vesicle-mediated transport. The transcript has 2 exons. The record is from RefSeq and is a predicted model, not a curated record. Gene Ontology annotation, cellular component: COG complex. The annotation marks the transcript as partial. Lineage: Eukaryota; Metazoa; Chordata; Aves; Passeriformes; Acanthisittidae.
AUGCGCGACGCCGAGGCGAUUGCCUGCAGCCGGCGCAUGAACAGCCUGACUCUGAACCGGCACACGGAGAUCCUGGAGAUCCUGGAAAUCCCACAGCUCAUGGACACGUGUGUUCGCAACGGCUACUAUGAGGAGGCACUGGAGCUCGCGGCGUGCGUGCGCCGGCUGGAGAGGAAACACAGCAGCAUCCCUGUGAUCCAGGGCAUCGUGGAGGAGGUUCGCCAGUCGGCCCAGCUGAUGCUGAACCAGCUGAUCCAGCAGCUCCGCACCAACAUCCAGCUGCCAGCCUGCCUGCGCGUCAUUGGCUUCCUGCGCCGCAUGGACGUGCUGACCGAGGCUGAGCUGCGCGUCAAGUUCCUGCAGGCGCGGGACGCGUGGCUGCGCUCCAUCCAGGCCUCCAUCCCCGACCACGACCCCUACCUGCACAUCACCAAGACCAUCGAGGCCUUCCGCGUGCACCUCUUCGACAUCAUCACGCAGUACCGUGCCAUCUUCUCGGACGAGGAGCCGCUGGUGCCGGCCGAGGGGCCCGGGGAAGGAGCCAUCUUCCAUGGCUGGGUGCUGCAGAAGGUCUCCGAGUUCCUGCGCACGCUGGAGCGUGACCUGAGCCGUGGCGUGGGCGGCAGGCUGGACUCGCUGCUGGGGCAGUGCAUGUACUUCGGGCUGUCCUUCAGCAGGGUGGGUGCAGACUUCCGUGGGCAGCUGGCCCCUCUCUUCCAGCGUGUGGCUGCUGAUGCCUUCAGGAAGGCGGUGGAGGAGGCGGUGGAGAAGUUCCGUGAGGAGAUGAAUUCCUACACGCUGAUCUCGGCCCCGGCCGUGCUGGGGGGCAGCGCAGUG